GUUUUCAGCUUCUGGUGGACGUGAAAUGGUCAACAAUGUGGAGUUACGUAAUGGCCUCUGCCAGAGUUGACCAACGAAGGCGCCCAGGUUCCGUUUUUACAGUUCACUCGUCAAACUAUGGACCAGGUCCAUGCAGGGAAAGUCCGUUUCCAAACAGCAGCACUAGAAGAAGCGCUCAAUCGGCGCGAAAUUCGCGUCGUUCCAUCUUUGCGAGUUACAGCAAAGACGCCCUCACCUCCGAAUCCAGCGACGAGCUUAGCAAGCUGUCAUGCGAGGGAUCACACGAUGACGUAGUACGCGUUCACACGCCUGUUAGCGAAACCCCAAGACUUUCGGGACAACACAACCAUUACGAACCAAAUAAUGUCCGCACAAGGAUCAGUAAUCGUUUAUCGCAAGUUGCGCGGACAUUCAGGGCGGCUGUACGCUUCAAACGCUCAAAAAAAGACGCAUGUCCACCGGAUUUGACCGUUGAUAGAAGUCAAGAGAAGAAGUCCGACAAUAAUGAAGUUAGCCCGCCGAUUUGCUGCGGUCAGCGAAUUAUUGUCGAUCCUGCGCACCAUUUGCAUUAUAAGUGGCUAAUGGUAAUAUCACUGGCUGUGCUUUAUAACGUUAUCUUCGUCCCUGGAAGAGCUGUAUUUUGGGAUCUUAACAACUCUAUUCCUCCGGUUUGGUUUGCAUUUGAUUAUAUCUGUGAUAUGAUCUAUGUUUUCGAUAUUCUUGUGCGUGCACAUGAAGGUUAUUUGGAACAAGGACUGAUGGUGACCGAUGCAAAAAAGCUCCGUAAAAACUACUUGUCAGCGACUAACAAAUGGAAAGUGGACAUGAUCUCUUUACUUCCUACGGAUGUGACGUAUUGUUGGUGGUCUCCAUCCGAAUGUACGUUUCAAGUGCCGUGUGCAGUGAUAGUAAGGUUAAAUAGGUUAGUCAAGCUACCUCGAAUUUGGGAUUGGUUCGAAAGAACAGAAACAGAUACCAAUUAUCCAAACGUGUUCCGAAUUUGCAAAGUGCUUCUCGCAAUUUUAGUUUUAAUCCAUUGGAACGCGUGCCUCUAUUUUGCAAUUAGUUACGCAAUCGGUUUCGGUACCGAUAAUUGGGUGUAUAAUAUAGAAGGUCCAAAAAAUUCCACACUAUCGCAUCAAUACAUUUAUUGUUUCUAUUGGUCCACGUUGACGCUUACGACAAUUGGUGAAACCCCAGUGCCUGAAAACGAUGCGGAGUACUUGUUCGUGGUGGCGGACUUUUUGGCGGGCGUGCUUAUAUUCGCGACGAUCGUCGGAAACAUCGGGUCCAUGAUAUCGAAUAUGAAUUUAGCGCGAGUUGAUUUUCAAAAUCGAAUGGACGGUGUGAAACAGUACAUGGCGUUUAGAAAAGUGGGACGAGAGUUGGAAGCGCGCGUUAUAAGAUGGUUUGCGUAUACGUGGGCGGAAAGUGGCGCUUUGGACGAGGAACGAGUACUAUCGGCUCUACCAGAUAAGCUAAAGGCGGAAAUUGCAAUUAGAGUGCAUCUAGAUACGAUAAAGCAAGUUCGAAUCUUUCAAGAUUGUGAACCCGGAUUACUGGAAGCUCUUGUACUUAAGCUCCGUUUACAGGUAUUUUCGCCUGGGGAUUACAUAUGCAGAAAGGGGGACGUCGGCAAGGAAAUGUACAUCGUCAAACGUGGCCGCCUUCAAGUCGUAGCCGACGACGGGAACACAGUUUGGGUGACCCUAGGCGCCGGUUCCGUCUUUGGGGAAGUGAGUGUCUUGGAUAUUCCUGGAAAUAAGACUGGAAAUAGACGGACGGCGAAUGUGAGAUCGACGGGUUAUUCGGAUCUUUUUUGUUUAGGAAAAGAUGAUCUAUGGGAUGCUUUAGAUGAUUAUCCAGAGGCCAGAGCGAAUUUAACGGAACGAGGAUGCCAGAUACUACGUAAAGAUGGUUUACUCGAUGAAGAUGUGUUCAAAAAGUCGCAAAUCACACGCGAUUCUAUGGAAGAGAGUAUACAACGAUUGGAAGCGACCGUCGAUAUUCUACAGACCAGACUCGCCCGACUUAUUGGAGAGUUUGGUGCUAGCCAGGCGAAAUUAAAGCAGCGACUGACAAAAAUUGAGUUAAGGCCUAUGGAAGGUGACCAGGAGCAGUCCUCCCCUAAUUCCUGCAGGCGGCGUCUACGUUCGUACGAAGUCAGAAAACAAUCGACGCCUCCCGCAAUCACACGCAACAAGUCAAUGUAAUUUAUAAGACCAACAAUAGCAUUAUUUAUUUAAAAGCAGGAGUAGAUUAUGGAAUGUACUACCUACCUAUAAGGAAUUCGUUCAUAGUGGUAGAUUGUACAAAAAGGCAAGAAGACUGCUGUGAUUCUUUACUUUAGUGAGUGCACUGGGGGGAAACAACCAAUGUUUUUUGGGGUCUCAGGAUUUAACAAAAUGAAACAACUAUACUUAAUUAAUACUGCUUACAUGAUUCUAGGUACUGAACACCAAAAACUUAGUGGCUAUUGUUUCUGUAGUAUGUGUUGUUUCUAUAAUUUUCUAUUUAGAAAAAGCGCUUUGAAAAACGUGAGAGUAACAUAUCACUUUGUACUUGUAUUCUUUUAGUAGGGCCUUUGUGAGUCAACAAAGAAAAGGCAAUUUAAGUGUUACUUCGUUCGCAAAAAAUGUCUACAGACCCAUUCUGCAAAUUUGUUUGGCGUUGAACACAUUAACGUAAAACGAAUUUUGCCUUACUUAUUUCAAUUGGGACACUAACUUAUCAAGAAGCUAAAGGGUUAUUGUAUGAUCGGAUGUUUUAGUCGUUGUUACAAACAUAUCUAUAUCGUAUAUUUUAUUAAUUGUUCAAUUAUCAUACUGAGAGUAUUUUGUAAUAUGAAACUUUAUGUUACAUACUUGUACAUGAAAAGUAGGUUAGUUUUACACCUGUAUGGAGCCUUAAUGUACUUGUGAUAAUCAUCUAAUUUUUUAUGUAAUGUAAAUCUUUGCGUCUAAGUAGAAUAAAUUAAUUCGUUGAAGUAUCUAUAAAACUAAUCUUCUCUUGUUCAAGUAGCGGACGAGUUAUAGUAAGCUAGAUCUUCAUGUACCAAGUUAUAAUAAACUUUAUAUAAAACAA
This is a messenger RNA of Photinus pyralis (common eastern firefly), 3084 nucleotides long. It is a transcript of the gene CngA, whose product is annotated as cyclic nucleotide-gated cation channel subunit A. Gene Ontology annotation, cellular component: intracellular cyclic nucleotide activated cation channel complex; plasma membrane. Gene Ontology annotation, biological process: monoatomic cation transmembrane transport. The record is from RefSeq and is a predicted model, not a curated record. The transcript is spliced from 7 exons. Gene Ontology annotation, molecular function: cGMP binding; protein-containing complex binding; intracellularly cGMP-activated cation channel activity. Lineage: Eukaryota; Metazoa; Arthropoda; Insecta; Coleoptera; Lampyridae. Bases 36 to 2213 code for a protein of 725 amino acids.